UGCAGCAAGUGUUUCAUUUCUCUGGCUAGCAGAACUGAGAACUGAGUUGGCCUGCAGGCAGCAUAUAUAGUGAGUAGAUCACAGCGGCAGAGCCAGAAUGAUGGUGGAGGACGUGACCAUGGUCGACAAAGCUGUAAUUGUUCCCGAAACACCCACAGAGCAUCGACGAGUCUUCCUAUCCAACAUAGACCUCACACUAGUUUUAUACGACGAGGCUGUGUCCUUCUUUGAGCCUCCGGCGACAGAAAUCAGCUUCGAGGAAGUUUGUCGCUGUUUCAAAGAUGCACUUCGCCGGAUGCUAGUUGAGUAUGAUUUUUUGGCCGGAAGGCUUGAGCCUGCGUUAGAGGAUGGCAGCAGGCUAGAGAUAAAUUGCAAUGGUGCUGGUGUUGUAUUUGUUGCUGCAACAACCUCUUGCAAACUGUGUCAGCUCGGUGAUCUUAGAACUCCCAAGCCAGAAUUCAAGCAACUGGUUACAUUCUUGCGCCAGGAGGAAGAAAAGGUGUUGGAGUUCACAGAGAAACCGCUCAUACUGCUACAGUUGACUCGGUUUCAAUGUGGUGGCCUUGCGUUCGCUAAUCGGUCCAACCACUGUACUUUAGAUGGAGUAGGAGUUCGUGAGUUCCAGAUCAACUUUGCUUCCCUGACUCGCGGUGAAGACUUCGUCAUCAGGCCAAGUUGCGACCGGACGUUGUUCAAAGCACGGAAUCCACCACAAAUCAGCCAUCCCCACUUGGAGUACUCAAAACCCAUCGGCGCAGAGAUCUCGUUUACUGUUUGCGGCACAGUUGGUUCCACCCUCAAGAAAUCCAUACCAGAUGAUACUCACCUGGUGUAUUUGUCGCCGGAGCGAAUUGCUAGCUUCAAGAAAGCCGCUCUGAAGGACGGCCAGUUGAUGAGUUGCAGCAGUUUCCAAGCUGUGGCUGCCAAGAUAUGGAAAGCAAGGAGCCUCGCGAUGGGGCUGCAAGAUGAGCGGAUAUCCACAGUGUUGUUUCCAGUGGAUGUGCGGAGAAGGAUUGCGCCUCCUGCACCAAAUGGUUUUGUGGGGAAUGCACUUGUUCCUGGCUUCGCUCGGGCGAGAGUGGAAGAGCUUAAAAAGGCAGAGGAUUCAUUCCUUGUAGGGAAGGUUAAAGAAGGGCUGGAGAGAUUGGAUGAUGAGUAUAUUCGGUCUGGGAAUGAUUGGUUGGAGGUUCACAGAGGAAUUCCUUGCUGUGUGGACAGCUUCUCUGUGGUGUCUUGGUGGAGACUGGGGCUGGAGGGUGAGGAGUUGGAGUUCAAGUGGGGUGCGGUCAAAUGCGUUACUCCUAUUAUGGUUAAGCCAGGAUUGGUCAUUUUGUUGCCUGACAGCAAAGAUGACGGAGGCAUCAACAUUUGCCUGGAAUUGCCCUCUGAUCAAAUAAAAGAGUUCCAUAAGUUGAUGAUGGAGAACUGAUAUCUGAAAUUAGGCCUUAGUGUGGUGAUCGGAGGCAUCAACAUUUGCCUGGAAUUGCCCUCUGAUCAAAUAAAAGAGUUCCAUAAGUUGAUGAUGGAGAACUGAUAUCUGAAACUAUGCUUUACUGCUCU
This is a messenger RNA of Nelumbo nucifera (sacred lotus), 1560 nucleotides long. The record is from RefSeq and is a predicted model, not a curated record. NCBI's taxonomy places the organism in Eukaryota, Viridiplantae, Streptophyta, Magnoliopsida, Proteales, Nelumbonaceae.